UAUUCUAUAUAUUGGUUAUUGAACCUCGUCACAAAGAUAUUGUCUAUUGGUAUAGGCGCUAUUUAUGCCUUAAAUGCAACUAACGGUAAAGCCUCUUACGCGUGCUGAGAAGGUAGUCCAGGUGGAUGAUGAUGCAUACGUUUCAGAUCUAUUGGCUGCAGUGAAGUGUGCCUUUGAUAUUGAUCCUGAGUAUCAGCGCUUAGUCUUUAAAGGAUGUCCUUUAUUAGACAAAGACAAGCCUCUACUAAAUUAUGAAAUCAGGGAUGGAGACAGACUCACCUUACUAACAAAAAGUGCACCACAACGAAGUGACUUUGAGUCUCUUUUGCGCAAGUAUUUGGCUGAGAAACUUCCUGAAGUUAAUCCAGAUUUUGUGGUCUCGAAAUUUCUCCAGGUAAGUUGAUUAACUCAAGUGCUUCUCAUGAUGUUAAAGUGUGUAUCUGUCAAGCCACAAGUACCAUUGACAUAUUGAUCAUUAACAUUUGUCUCACAUUUGUCAUAUGUGUAAUGUAGACAUAUAUAUAUCCCCUAGUUGUUAUUUAUUGAAAGAUGGCCUCAAAUAUUCUCUCUUCAAAUCCUCGAACACAGACAUUCCCUUGAUCAACUCAGUUCUUGACUUUACAAAGACAUCAUGACUGCGAAUUAGUUCUUUGGAAUCCAGCGCUGCGUUCAUUCUAUGGGCGAAGUACUACUGUGUAAUAGAUAAUCUCCAUUAUCUAUAUUAAUCAAAGCCGUGUGAAUUGUUUAAUAAUCGGUCGAUACUUCAUGAUUGGUACACUGUAAUCUUGAGGAAACGUUUCGAUGCUGAGGUGUUUUUAAGUAUUAAGUUUGUAUUUCUGUGCGGCAAAGCCCCAAGUAGUAUAUAUAGAAGAAAUUUCAUUAGACGUAAUCUUGUCUAUAGUGUAAAGUCAACACUACUUCGUCUUAUCAUUGUAAAAGUCCACAUACCUGAUAUACUGAGAGUACGAUUUUUCAGCAGUGUCGUCCCACUAGCUGUACAUAACGUAAAGUUCGAUGCAUAUCCAUCUUUUCAAGUUAACAUACCACGCCAGCACAAGAAAAUGUCAGUUGUAUAAGCUGUAACAGCAUUAGUGGGUUGAUACUAACUUAUGAGUGAACCAAUAAGAUCUAAGAUAGAAAGUCUUGGAUAUUUGGCUCGAAAUCUAUCCACCUAUUUGGUUAGAUAGCAUUUUAACACUAUAGUUGAUGACAACUCUAACAUUAAUUACUAAUCU
Messenger RNA from Schistosoma bovis, 1235 nucleotides. The record is from the annotation of a GenBank genome assembly. NCBI's taxonomy places the organism in Eukaryota, Metazoa, Platyhelminthes, Trematoda, Strigeidida, Schistosomatidae.